Symbiodinium sp. CCMP2592 is the source of this 5160-nucleotide messenger RNA. The record is from the annotation of a GenBank genome assembly. NCBI's taxonomy places the organism in Eukaryota, Dinophyceae, Suessiales, Symbiodiniaceae.
AUGGCCGCUUUGAGCCCAUACGCGCUGCAGCGGCCACUCGAAGUGCUGCCUUUCUCACCGUCGACCCCGUGUCGCUGCGUGCGCCCUCAUGGGGGCCGUCGCCGGUGGAGGUUCCAGUUUAAGUCGGAGCAGGUUCUUGCAGCUGCAGCUUUAUGGAGCGUGCGACGGUGUAGGCGCGCGGCACAGACUACCACGCGGGUGGCCAAUGCCGCCAAAGAUGUGCAGGUCGCCGAGGAGCUGCUGGUCGCCUGUCGAGAUGGCAAGUCCAACACGGCUUUGCAACUCCUCCGCGAGAAACCCGACCGCGUCCGGGAGGCACUGCUACGCCCAGCCGCUCAAAGGCAACUGACACCCUUGCAGUGGGCCUGCAGCCGGAACUUGUAUGAGGUGGUGGAGCACUUGACGCAGCACUUUGUGGGAGAUGUUCGCCCUUCCAUCGACUACUGCCUCUUCAAUGUCAGUCGUCGCGGCUACACCAGUAUCGCCGAGCUGCUGAUCCAGCGCUUCCCUGCUGAGGCCGAAUCCUCGGCCCGGCGCGAUGUGGUCGAAGCCGCCAGGUCUGGGCAGGCCGGGAUUGUUCGGCUCCUUUCCGAGCGCUUUCCCAGCGCCGUCAGGGCCGUGGCUUCGGAGGCGCUGUGCGAGGCUUGUGGAGCUGCUUCGGCACAGAUUGCCAAUCAGCUGCUCAGAGACUUCCCGGAGGAAGCCCGGACUUCGAUGCAGCCAAAUGCAGCGGGCCAGACCCCUUUGCUGCGAGCGUGUCAGACGGGCUUGGUGGGGGUGGUAAGGCGCCUCUUGGAGCAGUUCCCCGAGGCCAAGGGAGCGCUGGAGGUGAAAGACUCAGCUGGCAUGACCCCUUUGGCCUGGGCCUGCGAGAACGGUCACGAUGCCAUCGUGGAGCUGGUGUUGCGAAGGUUCCCGAAUCUGGCGGAAGUGGCCCCGAUGGAGGAGCUGGAGGAGCUCGAGCAGAGCCCGGAGAUGAUGCAGCCGAAGAAUCGCGAGAACAUGGCAAAGAGCGGCUAUCGCCUCGUGGGGAGCCACAGUGCUGUGAAGCAGUGCCGCUGGACUCGGAAUGCCAUCCUAGGCCAAGGUCAGUGUUACAAGCACACUUUCUAUGGAAUCAACUCGCAUCAGUGCAUGGAAGCAACGCCCUCCGUGGCCUGUGCGAAUAAGUGCACCUUCUGCUGGCGAAAUCACGAAAACCCGGUGGCCACUUCUUGGGAUUUCAAGAUGGAUGACCCCGAGUGGAUCGUGCAGGAAAGCAUCCGCAACCACCUGGAACUCGUGGAGGAGGUCUCCAAGUCCCCGCACGCGCUACCUGACCGCGUCCUCGCAGCGCGUUCGGUGCGCCAUGUGGCUCUGUCCCUGGUGGGGGAGCCGGUGCUUUACCCCAAAGUGGCCGAGUUCGUGUCGUCGCUGCACAAGCACCGCAUCUCCACCUUCUUCGUGACCAACGGACAAUUCCCGGACCAACUCGCGGAGCUCCCCUGGGUGACACAGCUGUACGUCUCUUUGGAUGCACCAGAUGCUACAACCCUACGUGAUGUCGGUCGUCCCCUUUUCCGAGACUACUGGGAUCGCCUACGAAGGUCUCUGGCUGUUCUGCACGAAAAGCAUCCGAAACAAAGGACGGUCUGUCGAAUGACUGUGCUCAAAGGUGUGGCCGAGAACGAUGAGGCCUGUCAAGGCUAUGCCGACCUGAUCAAUAUCUCGCAGUGUGAUUUCGUCGAGAUCAAAGCUGCGACUUAUUCACCCGUGUGGGACAAGCGCAACUCUGGACUCUCGCGGGACAGUAUACCGAGGCACGACGAUGUGCUGCAGCUUGCUCGCCGCUUAGUCUCCAAGUUGCCCAUGUAUGGGAUUGCAGCUGAGCAUGAGCAUAGCUUCUGCAUCCUUCUCGGGCGUCGGGACCGCUUUUACGAGCCCUUUGGCGCGUGGAGAACCUGGAUCGAUUUCGACAAGUUCGCAGACGCCGCCGAGAAAGGAGAGACCCUGGACGCAACAGACUUUGCCGCUGAGACGCCCCACUGGGCCCUGCACCAGGGUAUAUCGAACCGGUACGAUGGGAAGAUCGGGUUCGACCCGCAGGAGGUGCGGCGCUGGCGCCGUCCGAUGCCCCGACUGACUCGAUGUGAGAAAAAGAAGCUGUGGCCAAAACACAAGAUGAUGGUGGACGUAGCCGUCCUCACGCCACAGGAAGGGCUCGACGAGGCCGCGCAAGCACAGGAGCUCUUAAAGCAGCCGCACGUCCGCAGCGUAACCAUCUUCGAGCCCGUGGGCACCGGGCACGACAAAGAAAGGGUCGGGGUGCGUUACGUGGCCGGUGACCGCGACCUGAACAUCACGUACAAAGAGGCUGGACUGGCUUUCAACGUGGACCUGGACCGGCGCCUGAGUCGGCUGAGCAAAUGCCAAGGUGGCAUACAUGAGCGCGAGCGCAUCUGUCAGCUGGUACAGCCUCGAGAGCGUGUUCUCGUGUUGGGCUCGGGUAUCGGUCUGACGGCCUGCCUGGUGGCAGCCCGGACCGCCUGCAGAGAGGUCGUGGCUUUGGAGCCCGACGAGGUGAAACACGAGUUUGCUUUGGCGAACAUCAAGGCGAACAAGCUUGACGGCAAGGUCUCCAGCCUUUGCCGCAGCUCACUAGAUGUUGAGGGCCUUGGCCGAUUUGAUCGCAUCUGUGCAUUCCUGAAGUUCCAACCUUUGGAGAACCUCCAGCAUCUGGUGCCGGCAAUAAGAGAGGGUGGGAUGCUGCACUUCUACAACCACGAGUCCAAGGAGGAAUAUCAACGUGAGCCUAUCGAACUACUGCGUUCCAUGGAGGGCAUGUGUGGAAACAGAGCUGUGGAAAUCACUUGGAAGGAGUGGAAGAAUCAGAUGGUUGACAUGCAAGCUGCUAUCGUGGAAUCGACCGAGGCCAAGCUGCAGGAGUAUGAAACUCGCUUUGAGGAGAUGCAAGUGACGACUGCCAGACUCGUCGAGGAGCCAAAAGAGAAGCUGGAGCCAAAGGAAGGGAAACAACUAAAGAUGGAAAAGCGAAGUGUGAAGGAGGAGGUCGGCCCCUCUAAGAGGUUGAAGCGCGAGACACAGGAUGAGCUCUUCAAGAUCCCGCAGGAUGACAUGAAGCAUGGCCUGACAGGAAAGGCGUGCUGCUUCCUCCUGUUGAGAAUCCACGGCCUGGCCGUGGACCACAAGCCCGGCGUCGCUGAAGAGAGGCGGCGCAUCGAGGCAUUUGGCGGAUGGAUGUCGAGGGAAGAAAUGACACCGGUUGUGGUCAUCGAGGACCGGCUACCGGAGGACGAGUUCGUGGUUCUCACCACUGAUGGCGUCACCAUGGUAUUGUUCCUGUAUCUUCAAGAUUUGUUUAUUCAAACUUAUUCAAAACGAAACCUUCCUCCUUCCUGCUACGACGGCGACGGCGACUACUGGAUGACGGUGAAGCUGGCAGUGGUCGUGUCAUGCUUUGGUUUUACUGGCAAGCUGCCCCCUGCCGCUGUCCUCCGGGGCAUUUUCCGGCGACUCGAGGUCAUUCAUACCGUCUACUUGGGAUGGUCGGCGGCUCAAGUUCUGGUGACUGGGCUUUUGGCCAUCUCCAACUUAGUUUCAGGUGGUUUCGAGUCCCGGGGCGUUGCAAGCACGCCCGCAGCACUGCUGUUCCGGCUUUUUUGCUCCCGACCGGAUAGCAACAUAAGCAUUCAUAGCCUGCGUACUGGUGCACCCGGCCGGAGGGCUCCGGACUCGCGAGAAAUGCAGAUCCGAUGCCGCUUUACCUUCCUCGAAGCGUUUGUGGAAGAAGGUUCCUCAAGCCUUCGACGGACUGUCAGUGAACCGCAUUCUUUCCGACCGACCUACAUCCAGGGUGGCGCUACCGAACAUGAGGACAUGCAAAGAGACCUGAAGGGUUGGGCCAGUUUCGGAAGCAUUGGACAUCCGGUUCUUUGCUUUCGGCCCUGUGUGCGCUUUGCCAAAGGAUUCUGCGCACAAGGCUCUUCUUGUGCCUACUGCCACGGGACGCACAAGCCUGUUCGGAUGCCGGAAAAGGAGGAUCGCAAGAUGUUGCGACGCUUGUCCGUGGCAGACCUCCUGAGGGUGACACUGAAGCCACUGAAGCAACGGUGGAGUUCGCCGAAUGCCAGCGCAAUUUUCGCUUUGCUGGCAGAAGAAGAAGAGUUUGCAAAGCGAGCUCUUCCCCAUGGUGAGGGUUGCCGGCUGUCGCGCACAGCGGUUUUGCAGCUGCGGCAACGUUUGCUUCGUGCUACGAUGAAUUUCCGCUCUUUGUUGACUUUCGUCGCCUGGAGAUGCCGCCCUGCCACUGCGAAUCAGCUCAUGCAGCUGAUGGAGGAAUUGUGUCUCGAGGAGCAGGGCCAGGAUCUCCGGAAAGCACAGCAAGCAAUCUACUUGCUCUAUUUGCUCUGCCCGAGAAAGGCUGUUGAUCUUGUGCACAAUCAAAGCUUGGGGAUAGCAUACAGCCAAUUCGAUGUCGGGAACUACGGCAGCAAGAAAGCCGCAGACGCCUCAACGAAAAGUUCCGGUGACUUGGGGUCAGUUUUGGUGGGCGGCAAAACCUACGUUUGGCCGAAGAGAGUGGUGAUCGUUGGUUAUGGGGUUGCCGCCCAUGGAAAUCGUCCAUCACCUCAGAUGGCAGACUUGUUGGAGAAGUUGGACAGGGAAAGUAACUUUUCUAACAAAUGGGAGGUUCGCUUGCAGGUGCAAAUGCACGUGUCGGCAGUGACAGUGACAGUCAUGGAUGGAAGCCAAGGGAGGCCCAAGGAGGAAGGUUUGGCAGAGAAUGUGGCCUAUACGCGCAUAUCAUGGAACAGGAUCUGCUGUUCGGCGGGAUGGCACAGGACGUGUGCCAUGAUUGCGUUGGUCAUGGCUCUCUUCCAAGUCUGUGGCAUCGAAUGCGUCGCAUGGUUGGACACUUUAGUCCAGAGGCACAGAAAGGACGAUUACAGAGCCAUCGCUGCCGAUCAACAGCACAUUAUCGACUUCGCCAAUGGCCAUGACGUGAAGCAGAAGCAUCUCCUGCCGUCCAUUGGUUGGUCGUCGCAUGAAUGGGGGGCAGCAUUGCAAAAUGCUUGGACCACAUGGACCGACCAAUUUGCAAAUCAGAAUGAUUGGGCUUCCAUUCAGAUGUGCCUGGACUCGAAUUCCGCAUUGAUUUGA